AUGUCGAACAUCCCGUCUCCUCACCAUGAGAGCGCUACCGCCUAUCCAGAGUUUGAUACUCGACGCUUGUUGGAGACGGUCAGGACAGCACUUGAAGCAUCAUCCGCCCCUGAGCAAUGCCACGGGGAAAUAAUCGACCUCGUAGAAUCAGGUCUCAAGAGUCAGACGUACCAGAGUCAACAAGACACCUCACUGUACCCCGAUGAUCGAAACGAUGGUCAAUAUGCCAACUUCAGUGCUCUUUCUAGAGAAGAAGGUGCAGGAGCAGCGACCCGCUCAAAUGGUUCGCUAUAUGCCGGAGAAUUCUCCGGAUAUGAGCAUCCUCCGGGCUCCUGGACGCAACCCUCAGCCUCUGGUCUGAGCUCAGCCUCGACUCAACCUGAUUCUUUCAUUGAUGGCACAUCAUCCGAACUCAAUAUCCCCCAUUGGCCGCCUCAACAAGGCGAGCAUUCGAACGCGCACACCGAGGGGUGGGAGCCUUUCGGUUUUGGUCAGUAUCCUGAUGCGCCACCAGCGUUUGCGGAGACAUCCGUCACCAAUCAGCACAGACACUCUCCACACUGCGAAGUUCAGCCUGAAGCCUAUGAAGUCCAAGGCAAUGGAGGUGAGCAAGGCUGGCGCGCUUAUGAUAUUUGA
Diplodia corticola is the source of this 636-nucleotide messenger RNA. RefSeq lists its product as uncharacterized. The transcript has 2 exons. NCBI's taxonomy places the organism in Eukaryota, Fungi, Ascomycota, Dothideomycetes, Botryosphaeriales, Botryosphaeriaceae. The record is from RefSeq and is a predicted model, not a curated record. The coding region runs from base 1 to 636 and encodes 211 amino acids.